Molecule: messenger RNA, 1676 nt
Organism: Rhododendron vialii
Lineage: Eukaryota; Viridiplantae; Streptophyta; Magnoliopsida; Ericales; Ericaceae
Product: actin-like
Exons: 6
Coding region: 206-1339 (377 amino acids)
Cellular component (GO): cytoplasm
Source: RefSeq, a predicted model, not a curated record
GCACCAACCAAUAUACCACUUGAAUAAACGAACGGACGGUCGUGGAAAUCGGGAGGAGAGACCGAAUUCGACGCUCUUUUUAAGGCCGCAUUUCAUAUGCAGGCGGAGUCCCUUUCUCAUUCUUCUCUUCUCAAUUUCCCAUAAUUUUUUCCAACUCAACGACCCUCUCUCUCUCUCUCUCAUAGUCGGAAAAAGGCAAUAGAACAUGGCAGACUCUGAGGACAUCCAACCUCUUGUGUGCGACAAUGGAACCGGGAUGGUUAAGGCCGGGUUUGCCGGAGAUGAUGCUCCAAGGGCUGUUUUCCCCAGUAUAGUUGGCCGCCCACGUCACACUGGCGUGAUGGUUGGCAUGGGGCAGAAAGAUGCAUAUGUUGGGGAUGAGGCUCAGUCCAAGCGUGGUAUUUUAACGUUGAAGUACCCAAUUGAGCACGGUAUCGUGAGUAAUUGGGAUGACAUGGAGAAGAUCUGGCAUCACACCUUCUACAACGAGCUCCGUGUGGCUCCGGAAGAGCAUCCUGUUCUCCUUACCGAAGCGCCUCUUAAUCCAAAGGCCAAUCGCGAGAAGAUGACCCAAAUUAUGUUUGAAACCUUCAAUGCUCCUGCUAUGUAUGUCGCCAUACAGGCUGUCCUCUCUCUCUAUGCCAGUGGUCGUACAACCGGUAUUGUCCUAGAUUCUGGAGAUGGUGUAAGCCACACAGUUCCCAUUUACGAAGGCUAUGCACUUCCACACGCUAUCCUGCGUCUUGACCUCGCAGGCCGUGACCUCACUGAUGCCCUGAUGAAAAUACUAACCGAGCGUGGCUAUUCAUUCACCACAACUGCUGAGCGCGAAAUCGUGAGGGAUGUGAAGGAGAAGUUGGCAUACAUCGCCCUCGAUUACGAACAGGAAUUAGAGACUUCCAAGACAAACUCGUCUGUUGAAAAGAGCUACGAAUUACCCGAUGGGCAGGUAAUCACCAUCGGAGCGGAGCGUUUCCGGUGUCCAGAAGUCCUUUUCCAACCGUCUAUGAUUGGAAUGGAAGCUGCUGGGAUUCACGAGACCACUUACAACUCGAUAAUGAAAUGCGACGUUGAUAUCAGAAAGGAUCUCUACGGAAACAUAGUAUUGAGUGGUGGCUCCACCAUGUUUCCGGGCAUUGCGGACAGAAUGAGCAAGGAAAUCACAGCUUUAGCUCCUAGCAGUAUGAAAAUCAAAGUGGUGGCUCCGCCUGAAAGGAAAUACAGCGUUUGGAUUGGAGGUUCCAUCUUGGCUUCUCUCGGUACUUUCCAGCAGAUGUGGAUAUCAAAGGCAGAAUAUGAUGAGUCCGGCCCUUCGAUUGUACACAGAAAAUGCUUCUGAGCACGAGCGAGAAGAAAGAGGAUAUCUCGACGGGGUCUUUUAUUGCUCCGUCGUGGAAAGAAAAACGUUGCCUGCGCGCACUCUCUCUCGUUCUUUCGUUCAAUGCUUGUUUGAGCCUCCGUUAUUCUUGUAUCGUGGAAAGAUUUUGAAUUAUAUCAGUGUUGUGUUCCUUCUUAGCACAAAAGAAAUGUUUGUUCUCCCUCAAACACUUGACGAAUCACGAAUGCUUCUGUCAUUUUGUUAUAGAAUGAUCUUGUCGUGUAUUUGUAACCAUAAUAAGGUUUAAUUCAAAUGUAUCAUUUUCAUUUUCUAACAGAGAUGACAAACAAACUUCUGU